Molecule: messenger RNA, 2724 nt
Organism: Eimeria necatrix
Lineage: Eukaryota; Apicomplexa; Conoidasida; Eucoccidiorida; Eimeriidae
Exons: 10
Coding region: 1-2724 (907 amino acids)
Biological process (GO): regulation of actin filament polymerization
Cellular component (GO): actin filament; cortical actin cytoskeleton; plasma membrane
Molecular function (GO): actin filament binding
Source: RefSeq, a predicted model, not a curated record
AUGGUGUCUCCCAAGCCUUCGCGCUGGGAUAUGCAGCCAGCAGCAGCAGCAAAAGCAGCAGCAGCAGCAGCAGCAGCAGCAGCAGCAGCAAGGGGAGGCGGAGGAAGCAAAGAACACAGAGAGACAAAGGGAUGGUCUCCUUGGGCCUCUUCUGCUGCUUUCGGCCGUUCCGAUCUUCACCUAGAGGAGACACUCACCGGUGCAGCAGCCACAAGAGACGCCAGCAGCAAAAGAGAGACACAAGAAGCAGAAGAGACAGAAGGAGACGCCCCAACUUCGGCGGGAGCUUCCGAGUGCAGCAGCUGCAGCAGCAACAGUCCAGCCAGCGACAGCAGCAGCAGCAGCAGCGACAGCAGCAGCAGCGACAGCAGCAGCAGCAGCGACAGCAGCAGCAACGACAGCAGCAGCAACGACAGCAGCAGCAACGACAGCAGCAGCAAUGACAGCAGCAGCAACGAUAGCAGCAGCAACGACUGCAGCAGCAACGACUGUAGCAGCAACGACUGCAGCAGCAGCAGCAACGACAGCAGCAGCAGCGGCAACAGCAGCAGCAGCAGCAGCAGCUAUUGGAUGGCGGAGACCAUCUGCAGCAGCAGCACAACACAUGUGUCUUUUGAGCUGAGACAGAGUCUCCUCGGCCUAGGCAAUGUGGCGCUGCAGGCAGCAGAGCAGCAGCAGCAGCAGCAGGAGCAGCAGCUGCUGUGGGAGCAGGAGCAGCAGCAGCUGGUGCAGCUGCUGCAGCAGCAGCCGCUGCAGCAGCAGGAAGAGCCUUCUGAGGGCCUCAAGUUCCUGUGUCUCUUGGGAAGCGAACUGGGGGAGCAGCAGCAGCAAAAUGCAGACGUGGAGGCGCUGCUGCUGCAGCCCGCCGCGCGCCCCGCCUCUCUGCACCCGCUGCAGCAGCAGGAGCAGCACCUGCUGCUGCUGCUGCAGCAGCAGCAGCAGCAACAGGAGCAGCAGGAAGAUGAGGAAUCCCUGGAGAUGAAGCGCCGCGUCGAAGAGCUCGUGGAGAACAUUGUGGGGCCCACCCAUAUCUCCCUAGGCUGCUUCCUGCAGCAGCAGCAGCAGCAGCAGCAGCAGCAGCAGCAGCAGCAGCAAGACAUGUGCUUCGAAGGAGUUGUUGCUGCGCUGCGGCAGCUAGCGCAGCGCGCCACCCCACACCAGCGUUUGCUGCUGGAAGACAUAAUUAGUCUCGGGCCCCGCGACUCUGGACUCCGCAGCAGCAGCAGCAGCAACAGCAGCAGCCGCAACAACAACGGCAACAGCAACGGCAGCAGCAGCAAGAGCAGCAGCAGCAGCAGCAGCAGCAGCAGCAGCAGCAGCAGCAGCAAGCCCUCCCGCACCGCUAGAGACCGCCCUUGGCAGUCGGCGCCCCCCACUGAGAGCUGCUGCUGCUGGCCCCCCUGGGAACGCGAGCUGCUGCUGCAGGCUUUAAAGUCUCUUUAUGGAGAUCAAAUUUUGCCAACAGCUUUUAACUUGAAAGGCAGACUUUUGGAAAACGGCUGCUCCGCCCAGGUGGCCGCCAACUUCCUGAGCUACUACAAGCAGAUGAAAGACAUGUGCGUGGUGGACUGUCUGAGCAGCAGCAGCAGCAGCAGCAGCAGCAGCAGCAGCGGCAGCAGCGGCGGCAGCAGCAGGGAACCAGUGGUCUACUUGCUGCUGCCGCCCCCAGACCACCGGGGCUGGAUCGAUGCAAACGAUCCCAACGAUCCCUACCCCACACUUAUCUACGGAAUGGCCUGCUUCCUGCGGCGGCUGGACUUGCCGUUUUUUCGGGCUUUUUCUCUGGGCCAACUUUGCCACAUUGUGCAGUUGGCCAUUUCCAAGUGGAAAGUUUUGGCUUACGAAAAUAGUGUCAUUAAACCCAUCAACCAGUGCAAAAAGGUCGUCCAGGCCAUGCUCGUGAGGCCUGCUGCUGCUGCUGCUGCUGCUGCUGCUGCUGCUGCUGCUGCUGCUGCUGCUGCUGCUGCUGCUGCUGGUGUGGGCGUGGGUGUGGGUGUGGCUGCUGAUGGUGGUGCUGUGGGUGUGGGGGUGGCUGCUGAUGGUGGUGCUGAUGCUGGUGGUGGUGGCGGCGGUGCUGCUGCUGCUGCUGCUGCUGCUGCUGCUGCUGCUGCGGCUUCUGCUGCUGCUGCUGCUGCUGCGGCUGCUGCUGCAGUGGCACGGCAGAGCUGCAGCAGCAGAGGCGGCAGAGCUCCAGCAGCAGCAGCAAAGCAGACACCAUACAUGUGUCGGCUGCCAGAAAGGACCAACAGCAGAAACUACAUCAGCAGCAUCGAAGAGCUGCAAAGUUGUCUCCUCGAGCUGCUGCGCGCAAACCCUCAGGGACUUCCUCUGUCGGUCUUGAGCCGCAAGUUCAAACUCAGGUUUGGAAAGGAGCUGUCUCAGACUGUCUUCAGCUGCACUAAACUUCAAGACUUAAUGCUGCUGCCGGAAAUUCGGGCAGUUUGCACUGUUGUCAAGGAGCAGCAGCAGCUGCUGCUGCAGCUGCAGCUGCGGCAACAACAGCCGCCGCCCCCGCCGCUGCAGCAGCAGCCUGCCUUGCUGUUCUCGCUGGAGACGCAGGAGCAUCAGCCGCAGCAGCAACUGCAGCAGCAGCAGCAGCAGCAGCAGCAGCAGCAAGACACGAAAGACAGCAGCAGAAGCUCCACUUGUUAUUUAUUUUUCUUCUUCAGCACCAGCAUAAAUAUGCAGGCACCGGUCCCGUAUAUGAUCAAGUCGCUGAUUUAG